UAAACAGAAAAAUAUACAGAAAAAUAGUUUUUUUAUUUUUUUCUUCUCUCCCAGAGAACAGACCUGGAUCUGUUCAAACUGUCCAAAUGAUCCCUGGCAGAGGCCUGGCCCAGAGCAAGUGGCACACUUCGUUCUGGGUAGCAUGAGCACAGCACUACUCUCACAGCAAUUUGGAUGUGGCUGCCUUAUUUUGUAGAGUAAUUGGAGUGGGUUGCUAGCCUAAGACACGGAUUUUCCUGACUUUGUAGGCAUAACCUGAAUGCCAGUUCUGAUUGUCCAUCCGUUAGCAAUCUGAAUUUCUCACACGACAAUCCACCAACUUCUAAUUGUUUAGUUGGUUCCAACACUAGCUGGAACUGGCUGGCUGAUCACAUUCAAAGCGCUGCCAUUAAUGGCUCAACAUCCAGGCUGAGACCAGCGAUGACUGGUGUCCUCGGGAGUCAGCACUGGGGCCAGCACUACUUAAUAUCUUUGUCGGCAACGUGGACCGAGUGCAGGUUGAGGAUGACACCAAGCUGAGCGGUGCAGCUGGCACACUGAAGGGAUGCCAUCCAGAGGGACCACGAAGGGCUUGAGAGGAAGGCCUGCACGAACCUCAUGAAGUUCAGUCAGACCAAGGGCUACGCCCUGCUGUGCCUCACUGCAGCCUCGGGAACUGCAGGUUCAGCCUUCCCGCUGCAGGUGCUGGGAGAACUACCAGAGAGUUCCUUCCGCGGCUGGAGAGCCCACAGACGACAUGGCCGCCUGUGAGCGCAGCCGCCAUGUUGUUUGUGGGCAAAAGCGGGGCGGGGCAGGGAGGCGUGUCUGGGGGCGCGGUACCACAGGGCGGAAGUAAGCGAGCCGGAAGUAGGCGGGGCGACCGCUGCGCGGGAAGGGGGAGAGCUGCCGGUGCGCGGGAGCGGGUCGGGAUGUUGGCUUGGGGCUGGCGGGGUCUUGUGUGACCCUUCAGACCACCUCGCCCCUUUCUGUUUUCCUCAUCCCUGUCGGCAGAUGGAGUUCAGCAGCAGAGCGCGGCACCUGAGGCUGGCGGGGGACAGGCGGGAGCCGUACCCCCACAGCCUGCAGUUCUACCAGGAGCCACCCACCGAGAGCAUCUCGCUGGUCGAGUUCGAGAGCUUCGCCGUGGACCGUCUGAGGCUGCUCAAGGUAGUUGAAAACCUUGGUGUGAGCUAUGUAAAAAGUGGUGAUGUGUACAAAACUAAGCUGGAGGCUGAGCUCCGGAGACUUAAGUUUCCCUACAGAGCUUUGGCUGAGGAUGAUUAUGAUGCAAGAAGAAAGGACCAUAUUUCUCAUUUCAUAUUGCGCCUUGCUUACUGUCAGUCUGAGGAACUCAGACGUUGGUUUCUUCAACAAGAAAUGGAUCUAUUUCGAUAUCGCUUCCACGAACUGACUGACGGCCUGAGGCAGAAGUUCUUGGAUCAUGUUAACUUAUCAUUUGAAGCUAUUAGUGAAGACCUGAAAAAUGAAUUGGCAAAUGAACUGUAUAUGUCAACUCCUGGCCUCAGUAUGACUAAAGUAAAAGAGCAAAUGUUCUAUAAGGUUGGACUGUCAGAUGCUGUUGAUCUGUUUAGAGCAAGAAGAGUGUUUAUUAAAGAUGGCUUUGCAUUUGUGCCAGUUAAGGACAUUGAUGCUAUUGUUUUGAAUAACUAUAGAAAAAACUUAUCUAAAGCACUGGCGUUGACAGCAAGAUCACUGCCUUCCAUACAGUCUGAUGAGAGACUACAACCACUGCUUAAUCAUCUCAGCCAUUCUUAUGUUGGCCCAGAUUACAGCGUACAAAAAAACACUGGAAAAAUUGCUCUAGAGCACAUCGAUGCUCUUUCUGUGAAAUCAUUCCCUCUUUGCAUGCGCCAGUUGCACAAAGCCCUACGUGAGAACCAUCACCUUCGUCAUGGAGGCCGUAUGCAAUAUGGACUUUUCUUAAAAGGAAUUGGUCUGACUCUAGAACAGGCACUGGAAUUUUGGAAGAAGGAAUUUAUCAAAGGAAAAGUGGACGCAGACAAGUUUGACAAAGGAUAUGCGUACAGCAUUCGCCACAACUAUGGGAAAGAAGGAAAGAGAACUGACUAUACUCCAUACAGCUGCAUGAAGAUUAUCAUGUCCAAUCCACCAAGUCAAGGGGAUUAUCAUGGAUGCCCAUUCCGCCACAGCGAUCCUGAGCUACUGAAGCAGAAGCUGCAGUCAUACAAGGUUCCUCCCAGUGGAGUAACUCAGAUCCUGGAAUUGGUGAAGGGCAUGCAUUACCAGCUGGCCUGUCAGAAGUACUUUGAAUUGACACAUGAUGUUGAUGACAUUGGAUUUUCUUUGAAUCAUCCUAAUCAGUAUUUUGCAGAAAGUCAAAGGAUAUUAAGUGGUGGUAGAGAAGUGAAGAAGGAACCGAAUCAUUUGGGAAACUCUCAACAAAAAAUUAAUAGUCAGGAAAGCAUGAAUUCAAAUUCUACUCCCACCACUUCAAAUAUGACUACUGAUGCAGAGCUGGAGGGACUGGAGGCAUACUUCACUGAAGACUAAGCAACUAUGGUAGCUUUUUUCUCUUUCUACUCUAACUAAAUUCAUCCUUUUACUAAGGAACAUGCACUUCACUACCUAGAAGUCACAAGCAUUUAGCAAUUAGAGUUGGCUGAUGGAAAAGAAAGAAGGAUACUGAAGCUGUAAUCACAUGCAGCGCUUAUUGUUGUUGCUGUAGGAUGCUAUUGCAUAGGGCAUCUUGAAGGAUGGGAAAUGGAAAUUCCUUCCCGUUUCUUAGGUGACUUUUGCCUGACUUGCCUUUUUUGAUUUUUGUUUAAGAUGUAUAAUUAUUUUAUCCUAUUUUGUGGUCAUUUUUGUAUAUUAUUAAUAAAUAAAUUGCAAGAUAAAAAAUUGCAGU
Molecule: messenger RNA, 2866 nt
Organism: Phasianus colchicus (ring-necked pheasant)
Lineage: Eukaryota; Metazoa; Chordata; Aves; Galliformes; Phasianidae
Gene: PRIM2
Product: DNA primase subunit 2
Biological process (GO): DNA replication initiation; DNA replication, synthesis of primer
Cellular component (GO): alpha DNA polymerase:primase complex
Source: RefSeq, a predicted model, not a curated record